Molecule: messenger RNA, 388 nt
Organism: Meloidogyne enterolobii
Lineage: Eukaryota; Metazoa; Nematoda; Chromadorea; Rhabditida; Meloidogynidae
Source: the annotation of a GenBank genome assembly
UUAAUCCAAAAAAAAAUAUUUAUAUUUUUAGAUAGUCAAAAAAGUAGAAAUCCAAAUUUGGAUAGACCAAUACCGGAAAUUGAACCAGCAAAAAAAUGUGAAUAUAUUAAAAUUGAAGGGGAAUAUAAAUGUAUGUAUUUAUGAGAUUGAAUUAAUUGAGGAUAAUUAUGAAAUUAAUUUAAAAAAUAAGAGUGGGGAAAUGAUAAAUUUGGGGAAUUUAGAAGAAGAAAAUUGUGAAAAAGAAGAAAUUGUAAAAGAACCUUUAGAUAUGUUAAAAAUGAAAAUAAAAAUUAAGAAAGGAAAUAAAAGAUUUGGAAAGAAAAAUAAAGGAGAAGAAAGAAAAAUCAAAAUCUUUAAAGUUGAAAAAUUAAAAAAAAAAUUUUUAUAA